Molecule: messenger RNA, 1299 nt
Organism: Caenorhabditis briggsae
Lineage: Eukaryota; Metazoa; Nematoda; Chromadorea; Rhabditida; Rhabditidae
Gene: Cbr-smg-7
Product: Protein CBR-SMG-7
Exons: 7
Coding region: 1-1299 (432 amino acids)
Biological process (GO): nuclear-transcribed mRNA catabolic process, nonsense-mediated decay
Cellular component (GO): telomerase holoenzyme complex
Molecular function (GO): telomerase RNA binding; protein binding; telomeric repeat DNA binding
Source: RefSeq, a predicted model, not a curated record
AUGUGGCAAAUGCAAACACUAGUGUUUAUUAAGAUGACAGAAGAAUGGGAACAACUUCAUUUGGAACUGAAGAAGUUGCCACAAGGCGUUGAAAGCGUUCCACAGUACUUGAGACAUUUAAACAAAAUGUUUGCCGCUGAUUUCGAAACUUCGAUGUCUAAAAGACUAGAUGUUAAAUUCUGGAACAAACUGAAAUCGAUGAUGAACGAAAUGCGAAAAGCAUCCGAAAAGGAUAAAGUCGUCGAUUUGAAUGUUCAGAAUCUCGCACUAGGAUUCCUCACAGAUCUUUCGCUCCUUGUUCAUUCCAACUAUGAAAUUCCGAAUUUCGGAGAAGAUAUUUCCUCACAAUUGACAUGGACGCCAUGUACUUAUGGGAAAAGAAAACCAGUGAAAUCUAAAACGCACUGUAGAGUUUUCAUAGCUUACAUUUUGUUGAGAAUGGGUGAUCUGAUAAGAUAUAAGGAAAUUUACCCGAAGGCAAAAGAGUAUUACGAGCAAUCGUGUAGAAUUAAUCCAGCAGAUGGAGCAGUGUGGAAUCAGUUAGGAUUGAUUUCCGUAAUGAGUGCCAAGCUCCUAGAAAGUACAUAUUUCCACACACGAGCACUCCACGCUACACUCGAAUUCCCAGCCGCAUCUGGAAGUUUGACUUCAAUUUUCAAAAAGUUUGCGAAUCGAGAUAUCUCGAAACCAAUGCCAAUCAACGAACUUUAUCUCGCGUGCCUUGCCAAAAUUCAUUUUCUAUUGGAAAUCGAAAAUUCUAAGGACAAUCUGCAAAAGAUCAGUGAGAAAGCAGCAAUUUCGAAAGAGAUGCUGAUACCACUUAUGUCGGUUUAUGAGCAUUUAGAAUAUGGAACUGAAAUUGAACAACGGGCUGUUCAAUACGUCACCACUCUUUGGCAGAAUUCGUACGAAAUUCUUUUGAAAACUAUGGUGGAUGAUGAUGAACAUCGACCAGAGUAUUUGCAUCUCCUCGCAUUUUAUCACAGUGCUCCAAAACUUUUGGAAAACUCUGACGACUCGAAAUAUUUCAAGUGUCUUGAAAAACAUCAAUACCCAAUCAAAAAAAGUUACCUGAUAAGAAUCUUGCAAGGAAAUUAUCUUGAAGAAUCAUUGCAAGACGAGUCUUCAGAAUUUGAUACUUCUACUACGACGAGUACUUCGUCUCCUACAAAGUCUCCUAGGAAGGCUCCACGUGUCCCGAAACCAGAAUCUUCAGAUGAAGAGUGUUUGCAACGAGGUCGUCGACGUGGCAGAGCAGUCUUGAAUGAAUCAGUGGAUUCGGAUGAAGAGGAUUUCUAA